GAAGAGAAAAAAGGCGCUGGUUUGGAUGGACGGGCAAAUAUUUUGGGUCUUUCUUCUCUAGGGGUUUCUUGGAUUGCGAUGCCAUGGCGCUAGAUCGAUGCGCCAAUUCCUGGCAAGGGAAUGCGAUUGCGUCGUCGGUAAGCGAUGGACGCCGCUAGCAGGAGAUGGAUUCUUUUCGCGGCCGUUUUGAGAGAUCCGGGCGAUCGGCGGCUGUCUUUGGGAUGAAUCAAUCCGGAAUACGUGCCCUGGAUUGGAGCUGGAGCGUCUUCUACGGAAGAUUGUAGAGGUGGUGGUGUCUUUGCUUCCGGGACUCGUCUGGUGGCCCGGCCAAAUGAUUCGUGACAGGGACUAGAGCAGGGAGUUCUUACAGGAGUAGCUUGUGGUUCAAGGGAAUGGAUCAUCAUCGAGAAGAAUUCCUGGUGACCAGCAUUUUAAUUCUCUAAAGGUAUCGGAACAGGAAUGUAGCUCCAUCAUCUGGACUAGAGGAGUUUCCUUUUUUUUAUUGGGCUAGCGCCUCUCAAAUCGUCCUAUGGAGCCGCAUUCUUCGACAGCCGUGACGACGCUCUCAUUCGAGGAUCAUAAUGCCAGCGUUGUUAGCUCCGCGGACAGUACCGAUUUUGCUACGUGUGAUGCAUCGGCCGUGGCGAGCUCGAGGCUGAGUGAAGUUCAUGGGGACUCUGGACGGGUUUCUAGCUCGGAUGGCUCAUCGCCAAUGCCGGUUUUGGCCUCGAGCAACGGGUCCGAGGGCCUGGCAGGCGAUGUGUGCACUCCCAAUGGCGAUGUGCCGAGUAACAAGCGGAUCGAGCAGCAUUCCGAAGCGGAGAUCAUGAAGGAGCGAUUUGCGCGGUUGCUAUUGGGAGAGGAUAUGUCUGGCGGUGCCAAGGGAGUUUCCACUGCAUUGGCGCUGUCAAAUGCCAUCACAAAUCUCUCUGCGUCGGUGUUUGGAAACUUGUGGAAGCUAGAACCUUUAGCCACGAGCCGGAGGAGAAUGUGGAAGAGAGAAAUGAAUUGGCUUGUCUCUGUGACAGACUACAUUGUUGAGCUCGUUCCAACCUGGCAAACAUUCCCAGACGGAAGCAGCGUUGAGAUCAUGGUUGCGAAUCCUCGUCCUGAUCUGCAAAUUAACUUGCCAGCUCUCCGCAAGCUGGACAUGAUGCUUCUGGAUUGCCUCGAGAGCUUUCAAACGCCAGAGUUCUGGUACGUUGAUCAGGAGCACAUGGUGUGCUGUAAAGACAAAGCUCCAAACAGACCCUCGGUGUCCAAGCAUGAAGGAAAGUGGUGGCUCCCAGUUCCGAAGGUGCCGCCCAGCGGGCUUUCCGACGAGGCGAAGAAGGCCCUGCUGCAUCAAAAAGAGAGCACAAGUCAAAUUUUUAAGGCAGCGAUGGCAAUAAAUAGCCAGAUCCUCUCUGAGAUGGAAGUCCCCGAUGCAUAUCUGGAAGCUCUUCCAAAGAAUGGCAAGGCUAUCCUGGGGGAUCUGUACCGGUAUCUUUCAUCGGAUGAGUUCUCCGCGGAUGCGGUUCUCGGUGUCCUCGAUGUCUCCAGCGAGCACAGCGCGGUAGAGCUUGCCAACCGGAUCGAGGCCGCGAUCCACGUCUGGCAGCACAAGCUCCAGAACAAGCAAACGCAACCGGCAUCCAAAGACAACAAGUUCAAUGCGAGGAACUCGUGGGUAAUGGUCAAAGAGUUCGUGGCGGACGCCGAGAAGAAGGAAGUGCUCGUGGACAGGGCCGAGGGAUUGCUCCAUAGCUUGCGGCAAAAGUUUCCGGGGCUACCUCAGACACUCUUGGACAUGCAAAAGAUCCAGUUCAACAAGGACGUUGGUCAAUCCAUCCUUGAAAGCUACUCCAGAGUGCUGGAGAGCCUGUCCUUCAACAUCACGGCUCGCAUUGACGGUGUGCUCAAUGCCGACGAGGUAGCGAGGAGCUCGUCGUUUACGACGACGUCCGACUCGAGCCAGGCCCUGGGAAGCCAAUCCACAGAUUCGCUCACAUUCCCCGUCAUCAAGGAUCCCUCCCGCAAAUCAGCUGGUCAGAAAACUCUCCUCGCGGACUUCAUCAAAGUGGAUCAGUUCACGAAGAGGAUCUACGCAGACGCUCCAGGCAACAACCAAGUGAAUCAAUGGCCAGCAUCGUGUCGCUUGGAGCAGAGUCCUCUUGGAAGAGACUGAGGUAGAAGAGACUCACAUAAACCUAUAGAACUUGUCUUCAUCUCUGGUGAUGGUGUUUCCAAAACUCCAUAGCCGAUUGUAUCCAAUCCAACGAGGGUAAUGUAAAAGGUUGGCCUUUUC
Molecule: messenger RNA, 2287 nt
Organism: Selaginella moellendorffii
Lineage: Eukaryota; Viridiplantae; Streptophyta; Lycopodiopsida; Selaginellales; Selaginellaceae
Product: rop guanine nucleotide exchange factor 7
Exons: 7
Coding region: 530-2167 (545 amino acids)
Molecular function (GO): guanyl-nucleotide exchange factor activity
Source: RefSeq, a predicted model, not a curated record